AUGUCAUCCGGCGUGUCUGGACGAAAAACGAGAGAGGAACGCAAACGCGAAUUCGAGUUGGAAGAAGCGAGAAAGAAAGGUUUAAUCGCCCCAGAAUUAGACGAAGAUGGCAAAGCGAUUAACCCACACAUUCCCCAAUACAUGGCCGCGGCGCCGUGGUACGCCUCAGAAGGCGACGGGAAGAAAGGGCUGAAGCACCAGAAAGAUUUCAGAAAGAACAAAGAAGACCCGAACGUACAUUCGAUUCAAGAGGAAGAGAGAAGAACGAGAGAACGCGCCGCCGCAACGACGCAAAGGUAUAAUAAACACAAUACUAACGAUAAAGUUAAAAUUUUAGCGUCGUCGUUUGGAGGAGGAUUUAUAACAACAAAGUUCCGCAAAGGCGCCUGCGAAAAUUGCGGGAGCAUGACACACAAGAAGAAAGACUGUUUAGAACGCCCGAGAAAACACAACGCGAAGAAAACCGGGAAGGAUCUGAAACUCGACGAAGUUUUCAAAGAGGAGGAUUUCAACAGGAACAGAACGUACGAACAAAAACGAGACAGGUACAAAGGAUUUUUAGCAGAAGAUUACGAGAAAGUCGUGGAGAGGUACGAGGAAGUGGAGGAGAUGAAAGCCGAGGCGGCGAAGAAGAGAGAGUUGGAAAGGGCGUUUAAGAAGGAGAAUAAAGAAAAGAACGGAGGAGAAGGCGACGAUAUCGACGACGACGACGAAAAUGACGACGAUAGCGACGAAGGCGGGGAGACGGCAAAAGAAAAGAAAGCGAAUGAUAUCUAUGCUUCGGAUACGGACUCAGAUGAAGACGAGGAGAAGCUCAAAGCGAACGAGGACGCCGGGUUUGGGAAGAUUGAAAAGCGGAUUCGAGCGCCCGGCGGAGGCGCUUCCGGGACGGUGAGAAAUUUGCGCCUGAGGGAAGAUACGGCGAAAUAUCUGAGGAAUUUGGACCCACAAUCGGCGUUUUACGAUCCUAAAACGAGGUCAAUGCGCGAAAACCCAACUCCGAAUGCUGACCCGAACGAUAACUUCUUCCGCGGCGAUAACGCGGCGAGAAAUACCGGCGAGACGACGAAUUUCGCUUUGAUGAAUGUGCACGCCUGGGAGGCGACGACGAAACACGGGCAAGACGUUCACGUGCAAGCGGCGCCGUCGCAAGCGGAAUUGAUGUAUAAGAAGUUCAAAGAGAAGAAAUCGAAAUUGGACGAGACGCAAAAGACUUCGGUAUUGUCUAAAUACGGCGACGCGUCGGCGGGGAAGUUAGAAGAUGCACCGGAAGGUUUAGUUUUAGGACAAACGGAAAGGUUUGUCGAGUACGAUCGAUUCGGUAGGGUCAUUUCGGGUGGUGGUGGUGUCGGCGAACUUAAAACUAUAGCUACAUCGCGGUACGAAGAAGAUGUGUUGGUGAACAACCACACGAAAAUAUGGGGAUCCUAUUGGAACCAAGGGAGAUGGGGCUACGCCUGUUGCCAUUCGUGCGUGAAAUCAUCGUAUUGCGUCGGGAUUAAAGGCAUCGAGGAUGGAAAAGCGGCGGAGGAAUUGAUGAAAGCAAACAUGGAGCGCGCGAAAGAGCGCGCCCUGGAAAAGCGAGAAGAUAAUAGCAAGAAGUUUGCAGAAAAGGCAAAAGAUAUUUGGGGCGCCGACGCGAAGGACGUUCAACUCGACCCGGCAAAACUUGGCGAAGCGUUGAGAAAAGAAGACGAACGUCUGCGAAAAGAGAAACAACGUCGAGAACAUGGCGGAAAGGAGGAUGGAAGCGAUGGAGCAGAAGACGAAGAAGGUGAUGUCGGAAACGGAAAGAAACUAAAGAAAAAGAGAGUCAAAUACAACGAUUCGCACGAAGUUGGCGUCACCGAAGAAGACAUGGAAGCGUACAGAAUGAUGCGGGACAGAGGCGAAGAUCCGAUGAAGGGCGACGGGACGAAUGGCUACGACAUGGUUUAG
Bathycoccus prasinos is the source of this 1938-nucleotide messenger RNA. RefSeq lists its product with no specific name. The coding region runs from base 1 to 1938 and encodes 645 amino acids. The record is from RefSeq and is a predicted model, not a curated record. Gene Ontology annotation, molecular function: pre-mRNA 3'-splice site binding. Gene Ontology annotation, cellular component: spliceosomal complex. Gene Ontology annotation, biological process: mRNA splicing, via spliceosome. Lineage: Eukaryota; Viridiplantae; Chlorophyta; Mamiellophyceae; Mamiellales; Bathycoccaceae. The transcript has a single exon.